AACUCGCAUCUAUAAAUACCAACCAACCCUUCAUUCUUGGCCAACAACACACUCUCACUCUCAUCACUUUCACUACAUUCAAAACCCAAUUUUCUUAUAUAUAUAUAUACACAGUACGUAGCCAUAUAUAUAUAUAUAUUGAUCAUAUAUAUAUAUGACAAUGCAGUACGAAGCAGAGUCGUGGAGUGGGUACAUGGAGGUUGACCCGGUGGAGCGCAUAGAGAGGUUGGCAUCGGACAACGCCGUCGUCAUAUUCAGCAUGAGCAGCUGUUGCAUGUGCCACGCCAUCAAGAGGCUCUUCUGUGGAAUGGGAGUUAACCCCACCGUUCACGAGCUGGACCUCCACCCCACUGGAUCCGACCUCCACUCCGCCCUCGUCACCCUACUCGGCUCCUCCUCCUCCGCCCUUCCCGUCGUCUUCAUCGGCGGCAAACUCGUCGGAGCCAUGGACAGAGUCAUGGCUUCUCAUAUCAAUGGUACUCUUGUCCCUCUUCUCAAAGAGGCCGGCGCUCUCUGGCUUUGAACUUUCCACCGCCGCAACCGCCACCGCAACCGCCGCGGCCAAUCUACUUUGUUAAAAUGAAGAAGUAAAACAAGUCUCUUUUUGAAUUUUUGAUUUUUUUUUUUUACAUAGAAUUAGAAAAAGGCUGAAGCUGCAGAGGUAGUGGAGUGAGUGUUCUUCUUAAUCUAAUCUAAUCUAAUCUCCUUCUAAACUAAUUAAUCACUAAUAUAAGAUGAUAUUAUAUGUAAUCUAAUCUUGUUUUUUCAUGUUAUUUCUUUGUAUUUUGCUUCUUCUUAAUUUUUGUGUGUAAUUUUCUCCCUCCUCUGUAUACCAAAGAAAAAAAUGA
This is a messenger RNA of Humulus lupulus (European hop), 848 nucleotides long. Its product is annotated as glutaredoxin-C7-like. The transcript has a single exon. Bases 155 to 523 code for a protein of 122 amino acids. The record is from RefSeq and is a predicted model, not a curated record. NCBI's taxonomy places the organism in Eukaryota, Viridiplantae, Streptophyta, Magnoliopsida, Rosales, Cannabaceae.